UAUUCCAAAAACGUAAGCUUGUCCGAUGCAUCGGUUGACAGACUCUCUCACGGUCACGGUCACGGUCACGGUCACAGGCCAGCUUGCAGUCCCAUCCGCUUCUUCGGCUUUCCUUCCCCACUCCCCAGUACAUCUCCCCGCUUCCGGCGGUAAAAUUAGAACAAAAAAGCUACUAGUGGUGGUAGGGUAGGAGUAUAAUAAUUUGAGCUCCAGCCGGCUUCAACAGAAUUUGAUUUCUUUCCAGAUUCAUAAUCCUCCAUAUCUUCACCACUCGAGAUGUAAAUUUCUUCUUUGAUCACUCUUCUAAAUCUUCUGGAUCUCCUUUUCUACCCAAAAUUAUCACCUCCACCUGGAUCUCUCACCUCCAUUGUUAGUUUUUACCUCAAGUCCGUAAGCGUUUUCCUUUUCAAUCAUUUCUUUUUUUUACUUGCUCAUUUGUAAGUUAAAGUUGAAUCUCAGCUCUUCAUUUCUUUGUGAAGCUCAUUUUUCAGGUGAAUUUUUUUUUCCUAAAAGUUAAUUAAUUUCGUGGAAUACCUCGAUUUUAACGAAGCUAUGCAGUAGGACUGUUGCAUUUUUCAUUUGAAACUUAUGCAUUUAACGUUGAAUUGGUUAAAUUUCUUUGUAAAUUUGUAAAAUUUUGAUUAAUUUAUGUUACGAAAUUAAUCAGCUCUAUGCUUUCUAGAUUAGUAAGGUAGUAGUAGAACUUAGUAAUAUAAAUGUCAUCGCUGCUAAGAACGCUGUCGCUGUACCACGAUCGGCCGUAUCAGAACGGAGGAAAUCAAUUUUCCGUUAACUCGCCGUCUCACAGGGCGUUAUCCAAUGCCAAAAGUUCGUCUCCGUUGUCGCCGUUCUUUCCCGGUGUACUUUCACAAAAAAGUUCGCGUAAAGGCAUGAGCUCGUGGAAAAAAUGGUUUUUUAGGUGUUUGAUAUUUUUCUCGCUGGGGUUUCUAUUAGGCAUGGCUCCCUUUGGGGGAUAUGAGGAUGUUAAAGGCCGUGAUUUCUCGUUCGAGGAGAAUACCAUGGCAAAGUCGGCAGAAAAUGAUGAGGGGGAUGUGAGGAAUUUGUUGGUUGUGGAGGCGAAAGGUGGGGAAGGUUUAGUCGUGGAUAAAGUUGAAUUACGGGUUGUUGAGGAAAAAGAAGUGAAGGAGCGGUUUGAUUUUGUUCCACGGAAGCAGUUGAUUGUGGUGACACCGACGUAUAAUAGGGCACUUCAAGCUUAUUAUUUAAAUAGGUUAGGACAGGUUCUGAGGCUGGUGCCGCCGCCAUUGUUAUGGAUUGUGGUAGAGAUGAAUGUUGCAUCGUUGGAGACUGCAGAUAUUUUGAGGAAGACUGGGGUUAUGUACAGGCAUUUGGUGACUACCAAGAAUUUGACGGAUGUAAAGGACAAGAGCGUGCAUCAAAGAAACACAGCACUGGAGCAUAUUGAGAAUCAUAAGCUUGAUGGGGUUGUGUAUUUUGCUGAUGAUGAUAGUAUCCAUUCACUCGAGUUAUUCGAGUGCUUGAGAGAAAUCAGGCGUUUUGGUACUUGGCCGGUUGCAAUGUUGGCUCAAACUUGGAAUAAGGUGGAGUUGGAAGGUCCCGUCUGUAAUGGGAGUCAAGUAAUUGGAUGGCAUACAAAUAAGAGUAAAGGACUUCGUAGAUUCCACAUCGAUAUGUCAGGUUUUGCUUUCAAUAGUACAAUAUUGUGGGAUCCAAAAAGAUGGCAACGUCCAACUUCAGAUCCAAUUCGGCAGUUAGAUACUGUGAAGGAGGGUUUUCAUGGAACCACAUUUAUCGAGCAAGUUGUAGAAGAUGAAAGCCAAAUGGAAGGCCUUCCUCUUGGUUGUUCAAAGAUACUGAAUUGGCACCUCAAGCUGGAAGCACGUGAACUUUUUAAUUCUAAAGCUUCACUGCUGCAGAAGAACCUUGAUGCUUGAGCUAAUUGUUGCAAUUUACACUGGCCAAUAUACCUUUUGAUGCAGCACAGCAUAUUGUGGUAGACCACCUUCAUCUAAAAGCAGGGCAUUGCAUCAUGUGAUCCUCCACAAGCUGAAGCAGUUCAUGUUGGAACAUAGACGUUGAAGCAAGAAUCAGGAACUUUUGUUUGUAGCUGUUUUCUGUUUUCAUGCCAUUUUUGGUAAUAGCGAGGAACAUUCCGUAUAAUGGUGGAAGGUGGAUAUUCUUUUAGUUUCUUCAAAAAUUUCCUUUUUAUAUUUAUCAUCAUUUUUUCAGUGAA
This is a messenger RNA of Coffea eugenioides, 2215 nucleotides long. RefSeq names its product probable beta-1,4-xylosyltransferase IRX9H. Lineage: Eukaryota; Viridiplantae; Streptophyta; Magnoliopsida; Gentianales; Rubiaceae. The coding region runs from base 717 to 1916 and encodes 399 amino acids. Gene Ontology annotation, molecular function: xylosyltransferase activity; galactosylgalactosylxylosylprotein 3-beta-glucuronosyltransferase activity. The record is from RefSeq and is a predicted model, not a curated record. Gene Ontology annotation, cellular component: Golgi membrane. Gene Ontology annotation, biological process: glucuronoxylan biosynthetic process; plant-type secondary cell wall biogenesis. The transcript has 4 exons.